AUGGCGGGCUGCCGCCGGCCCGAGCCCCGGAGGGCCCCGCUCGCUCGGGCGGCCCGGGCUGCCUGGAGGGACUCGCGCUCCUGUACUCUGUGUUUUCGGAUUUCUCCUUCGCUCCUCGCUAUUCCACCCCCGCAGCACGGGACCUCCUUCACAGUUAUUUUGUGGGAAUCUGGCGAAGGCCUAGAGCCGCCGCCCCCCUUGCUCCAACCUGACAGUGGGCGCCGGCGACUGGGUGGGAAAAGUGGGUCCCCGGCAGCACCGAGGCCGCCCGGACCUUCCGAGCCAGCGAAACAAAGAGUAGAAGAUGUCCGGCUCAUCCGAGAGCAGCAUCCCACCAAAAUCCCGGUGAUCAUAGAGCGAUACAAGGGCGAGAAGCAGCUGCCAGUCCUGGACAAAACCAAGUUCCUGGUCCCUGACCAUGUCAACAUGAGCGAGCUCCUCAAGAUCAUCAGGCGGCGUCUGCAGCUCAACGCCAACCAGGCCUUCUUCCUGCUGGUGAACGGCCACAGCAUGGUGAGCGUGUCCACGCCCAUCUCGGAGGUGUACGAGAGUGAGAAGGACGAGGACGGCUUCCUGUACAUGGUGUACGCCUCCCAGGAGACCUUCGGGCGGGAGCUGUGCGUGUGCGCCUGAAGAGUGCACGGAGGUCCCGAGCCCUUGCCAAGGAGAGAAAAGGGUGAUACAACCGAGAAGGUGCAGCUCGCGUAGUCGUCAGGACAGUCUUGUUCCCACCUAGGAGGUUCAGGAAGUUGUUUUUGUAUUUUAUGCAGAAAAACUUGAGUUCCACUGAGCACACUUAGCUUUGGAAAGCUCUAUUAUUUAAUCGCAGCUACCUUGUUUUCAAAGUUUAGAAAUUUAAAAA
This is a messenger RNA of Octodon degus (degu), 862 nucleotides long. It is a transcript of the gene Map1lc3b, whose product is annotated as microtubule associated protein 1 light chain 3 beta. The record is from RefSeq and is a predicted model, not a curated record. Gene Ontology annotation, biological process: autophagosome assembly; macroautophagy; cellular response to nitrogen starvation. Gene Ontology annotation, cellular component: autophagosome membrane; autophagosome; cytosol. The transcript is spliced from 5 exons. Gene Ontology annotation, molecular function: ubiquitin protein ligase binding. The coding region runs from base 1 to 633 and encodes 210 amino acids. Lineage: Eukaryota; Metazoa; Chordata; Mammalia; Rodentia; Octodontidae.